CUCCCUCUCUCUCUCUUUUUUUUUCCAUUUACGGUUAAAAACUUUCUUAUUGUUCUUCUAACCUAUAAUAGUAUCUCUUUUAAGUUUAAGCUUGGUUUCUUUAAGUUAUACUAGAGGUUUUUUAAAAAUGAAUUUUAAACUUUCAGUAAUACUAUUGUACGUAUAUGGAAGAGAAUAACAAAGAAGCUAAGAAAAUGGAAGAUGUGUUGAUGCCUGGAUUUAGGUUCCAUCCAACGGACGAAGAGCUCGUGAGUUUCUAUCUAAAGCGGAAGGUUGAGCAUCGCCCACUCUCCAUCAAGCUCAUUACACAGCUCGAUAUCUACAAAUAUGACCCAUGGGAUCUUCCAAAGUUUGCGAUGACGGGAGAGAAAGAAUGGUACUUCUACUGUCCAAGAGAUAGAAAGUAUAGGAACAGCACGAGGCCGAACAGAGUGACUGGUGCUGGAUUCUGGAAAGCCACGGGAACGGACAAGCCGAUACACUCUUCGGACGGAAGCAAAUGCAUUGGUCUGAGGAAGUCACUUGUGUUUUACAAAGGAAGAGCUGCUAAAGGGAUUAAGACAGAUUGGAUGAUGCAUGAGUUUCGCUUGCCUUCUGCGUCUUCACAUACACUCUUUGAUUCUCAUGUCUCGCCCAACGAUAUGAGCAAGUCUUGUUUUGUUGACCAAAAAAAUCUUAAUGAGUCAUGGGCCAUAUGCAGAAUCUUAAAGAGGACAAACACAACGGCUCUUAGAGCAGUCUCACACUCCUUUGUUUCCUCAUUACCACAAGAGGAAACAACCGAUACAGAACCCUACGAAAAAACAUCAAACACAUCCCAAAUUUCCUCAGACAAGAUCAUGAAAAAUAGUUCUUGCUCUAAAUUUUACUCUGAAGAAGAUAUGAAUGUGGCACAACGACCACAUUCAUAUCUUGAUGAUAAAGAAGCUACCAAGACUAGUACUUGUACAACUACUAGUCCAUUUUCUUACUUGGGAUUCACUUCCUCCGACGAUCGUGGUCCGUGUCUAGACCAACAAUACCUUAGAAGCCUCUUGCUUGCCUCACAAGAAACACAACCUCCUCAGUUUCCAAAGUUCAUCAACAACAACGAUAUGAUCUCUUCGUUUCUGCUAAACAUGUCAUCAUCAGAUUCAUCGUUUUUGGGAGAAAACACAAACCAUUUAGACUCAAACAUCGACCUCACUAGUGGAAUUUGGGCGCAAGAGAAGUGUCCUGCUCUUGUGAGUCUGCCGCAAGAGUACCAUGAGACAGGUUUUGAAGGGCACGUGGAUGAUGCAAAUGAAGAUCAUCAUCAAGCUUUCUGUCACACAUAUAACUUUGGCGACUUAUCUUCAGCUUCAACUAUUGUUGGAGACCAACAUCAAAAUCAGAAGCAUCACAACUUGAUGGAGAGUUACUAUUCCUCACUCGAUUAAUGACGAAUUGCCUACUUGAUUACAAAGUAUUUCGAUAGUUAGUUGUAUCAGCACAGCGCUCUUGCUUUUUUGGAUUGUUCUUUCAAAUUAGUAUGUUCACACAAAAGAUUUCUUCUUUUUGUGUUUAUACAAUUUUUCCUAGUCAUUCGUUAUUAGGGAGACGAAUGAUCAAGUUGGCUUUUCUGUAUAAGCGACUUGAUAAUAGACUCUGUUUUAGACUCUGUUUUUUUCAUAAUUAGUUCCUACAAACUUGGAAACACUAAAACAACUAAACAACAAAGGAAGCCUGAAAGAAAACAGGAGACUUCGGUUACUUGACUUUGUCUUGAUACUUGGAGUUAGCCUUCCUCUCGCGAGUUGACCUGCGAACUUUCUCAACAGCUUCAGUCUCGUCAUGUGCUUCUUCUUCACCUUCAGCUUCAACUUCUUCUUCUACUAGUCGGCGGAUGCAAAUUUCCAUCUUCAACGCAUCACACUGACCCAAGAAAUAGUAAGGAACUAACAUAAAGUCUUUCUCAGGAGUUUC
Molecule: messenger RNA, 1944 nt
Organism: Thlaspi arvense
Lineage: Eukaryota; Viridiplantae; Streptophyta; Magnoliopsida; Brassicales; Brassicaceae
Source: the annotation of a GenBank genome assembly